CUAGCAAUUGCUGAGCCUUAUGCUUUGCUUGUUUUGCAGUGGAUAGAAGGGGAAUCAUUAACUAAAAUUGGAGACAGUGAGGAAGAUCGAAGGGCUGAUUUUGUGGAUAAAUUGCUGAGUGAAGAUGGUUCUAGUUCCAAUGCUGUUCUCAAAGUUCCUGACAGUUUGGUUUCAGAUUCAUUUCAGAGGUCCAAUGUUCAAGAAAAUAAAAAAUUUGAGAGUUGCAGAAGCCGAUCCAGUUGCUGGAAGAGUGAAAAAUCUGAAAGUAUCCGAAAGUUCUCACCUGAAACAGGAACAAGAAAAGAAAAGGAAAAUGCAGAAAUACAAGGAUAUGUUGAAAACCAGAGAUGCUCUUCCAAUUGCUGUGCUGAAAGGUGAUAUAUUGCAACUGCUGAAUGAAGGAGAAUAAUGUCCUUGUCGUAUGUGGAGAAACAGGAUCUGGAAAGACUACUCAGGUUCCACAAUUUAUAUUGGAUGAUAUGACUGAGUCAGGAUGUGGUGGAAACUGCAACAUUAUAUGCACACAACCAAGAAGAAUAGCGGCUAUUUCUGUGGCUGAAAGAGUUGCUGAUGAGCGCUGUGAAUCUUCUCCAGGUUCAGAUGGUUCUUUGGUUGGUUAUCAUGUUCAUCUUGAUAGUGCAAGGAAUGAAAGGACAAAACUUCUGUUUUGUACAACAGGGGGAUAGAAAUUUAGCUGGCAUUACUCAUGUCAUAGUUGAUGAAGUGCAUGAACGAUCUCUUUUGGGUGAUUUUCUACUCAAUUGUAUUUA
This is a messenger RNA of Pistacia vera, 770 nucleotides long. RefSeq names its product DExH-box ATP-dependent RNA helicase DExH7, chloroplastic-like. Gene Ontology annotation, molecular function: RNA binding. The record is from RefSeq and is a predicted model, not a curated record. Gene Ontology annotation, cellular component: intracellular anatomical structure. The coding region runs from base 396 to 686 and encodes 96 amino acids. The transcript has 9 exons. Lineage: Eukaryota; Viridiplantae; Streptophyta; Magnoliopsida; Sapindales; Anacardiaceae.